AUGGCUGCUGCAUCCUCGUUUUCAUAUGCUCAGGCCGCGAAAGGCCAGGGCACACCAGCGCAAAGCCAAGCUGCGAAUCAGUCGGCUGCCUCAGAAAUGAACGGAACAGACGACGCUCCCAGCGCCCCAGUCGAGGAGAAAUCCUCCAGCUCGCAAGAGCCCUCCAGCCAAACGGCACACUCAGCGCCAUCUACCGAUACCUCCACAACCAGCGCCGAGAGGCAUGAUAAUGACAGCGUUUCCGCAGUCAGCGAGGCGCAGACGACCGAGUCCGCCCCCGAGAAGCGCCCAGAGGCAAAGCGCGACGGAGAGGUCAGCCGGUUAGAUCAGCCUUGGAGACAGGCAGAAAAGAGUGCGCGAUCGUCGAGCGCGGCUACCCGCUCAGUCGAUGAGCAGGAUUCGAGGAGGCAGCGCAAAGGCAGGAAAGGCAAGCCGGCAGAGAAGCAGGCCGGCGACGCGACUCCCAGCUCAGAGCAGAGCAAAGACGAGCCCGAGGCGCCCAAGAUCGAACUCUCGGAGGCACCUAUCCCCACAGUCAACAUCUGGCAGCAAAGAAAAGCUGCGCAGGUCAAGCCAAAGUCAGAAACGCCAGCCACGGCAAGCUCUGUGCCCAUUGACCAGAAUGCUGGCCCCAAGCCCGCUGCAAACAACAGCAGCAAUGCCAAGAGCACCUCCGAUGUCAACGGAGUCAAGCCUGCGCCGCGCCCUGCUGAGAAGUCGGAGCGCAACGGCAGCCGUGGCAACCGGAUCCCUAUCCGUGAGACCCGUGAUCCCAAGGCUGGUGCCCCUCCGUCGGUAGCUGAUGCCGUCUCUUGGCCUACGCCCGAGACCGCCACCUCUGAGGAGCCGAAGAAGGUAGCUGAAAAGGCUGCCGACAAGGAAGUCAAGGACGAGAGCGCACCAAAGCCUCGCCAGAAGAACGAGUGGGUCAAGUACGAUUACGUGCCAACCGUUGCGUUUGAGACGCAACUCCCACAGAUGCGCAGCUCCAAGCCUCGUGGCGGCGCCAAGGGUACUGGUAGCAGCAGAUCAUCCACUGCGGCUCAGGGUGGUGAGAAGGCCACCGCUACUACACCGACCAAGUCCACCGAGACCAGAGAUCGCACCAGGGAGGCAGGUAGCGCUGGUGGUCGCAACUCCUCCCAGCCACCCGCCAGCAAGCGCGCCCCCACUGAAGGUGCUCCGGCUCGGGGCGAGCAGCGCAAGCCUGCUCACAACACCGCCGGAGACCGUGUUAAGGACGUCGCAUCUAGCCAGCAAACAGAGCAACAGCCUGCCGCUCGCGAACCGCGCAGUGAGCGCGGCCGUGGUGGAUACCGUGGUCGGGGUGGUCACCACAGUUUGAACGGGCACUCGCAGCACCAGAGUUCGUCGAACGCUACGGGUGCUUCGUUCUCCAACGGGAACAUGGGUAGUCGGACAUCGGGCCCUUAUAGCCCUCCUCUUCGCGGUGGACACGGCCAGGGUCAAAUGUACAUGCCACCCGCGCCGCGAGGCGGCCGUGGCGCGCGCGGUGGAAACAACUAUCACCGCAUGUCGCUCCCCAACGGUGGUACUCGUCUUCCUCCUGUGCAGACGCACUACGCUCCUUAUGACUACCAGAUGCCCAUGUCCGCCGUGGCCUACCCGCAGACACCAUACAUGGACCCCAUGCUUGCCGGCGUGCUGCUGAAGCAGAUCGAGUACUACUUCUCAAUUGAGAACCUGUGCAAGGAUGUCUUCUUGCGCAGGCAUAUGGAUGGUCAAGGCUACGUGCCACUCCUCUUCAUUACUGCAUUCAAGCGCAUGCGGGAGAUUGCCUCGGACAUCUCGAUUGUGCGUGCUGUCUGCGAGGCGUCAGAGGUCAUUGACUACAUUGUCGAGCCGGACGGUACUGAGCGUCUUCGCCGCCGCGACGGCUGGCAGACCUGGGUUCUCCCUACGCAGGAGCGCGACGAGCUGGCCCGCACCGAUGGCCCAGCCAAGGUCACCUACAAGAGCCGUGCCUACCAGUACCCCCAGCAGGGUCAGUUCAACGGGAUGCAAUCGCCUUAUGGCAUGGGCUCGCAGCAGGAAUACCACCAGCAGCAUUUCGCCGACGCACACAGCUACAACAUGGCGAACGGCAUGCCCAACGGGAACGGAGCCGCCACGCAGCUCUCUGCCGAGGUCCCCGACUUUGCGCCCGCUCAAGCUGCUGGACUGCCGAACGGGCACGUGUCGGCUGCCGCCGUCAAUGGUGUUGCCCAUGACGACAACGCCCAAGCCGCCGGGCUCUCAUGA
Emericellopsis atlantica is the source of this 2262-nucleotide messenger RNA. Its product is annotated as La domain family. Gene Ontology annotation, molecular function: RNA binding. Gene Ontology annotation, biological process: positive regulation of translation. Lineage: Eukaryota; Fungi; Ascomycota; Sordariomycetes; Hypocreales; Bionectriaceae. Gene Ontology annotation, cellular component: cytoplasmic stress granule; cytosol. The record is from RefSeq and is a predicted model, not a curated record. The transcript is spliced from 2 exons. The coding region runs from base 1 to 2262 and encodes 753 amino acids.